AUGGCUAUAUUCUACCUUUUCACUCUCUUCCUCUUUCUAUGUCUAGGAAAGUCUCAAAUGACCACAUUUGCUACAAGCACCGUGCCACCGACAACCACGACCAUAACAACCCCAACUCCCUGCGGCACCCUUCCCUCCUGCCCGGACUCCCAAAUUUGCACCACCGCCGUCUUCUUCACCCCGACCGCCGCAUACACCACCACCGCCACCUGCGUGCCUAAGCCAACCUGUCUAGGAGUCUACGAAGUUUGCUCCUAUGGUAGCGGCCCCGGUUGCUGUUCCGGAUACUGUGCUGCAAGCCACUGUCGGAACACAGAUCCAAAUUGGCCGUACUGUCAGGAGGAUAUGGGGGUCUGUCGUGGGGAUGCGGACUGUUGUUAUGGGAAUCAGUGUAUCGCUGGAAUUUGCCUGCGCGGGGUCUAG
This is a messenger RNA of Aspergillus saccharolyticus JOP 1030-1, 423 nucleotides long. RefSeq lists its product as uncharacterized. The transcript has 3 exons. NCBI's taxonomy places the organism in Eukaryota, Fungi, Ascomycota, Eurotiomycetes, Eurotiales, Aspergillaceae. Bases 1 to 423 code for a protein of 140 amino acids. The record is from RefSeq and is a predicted model, not a curated record.